UAAAAUAAAGUUAUUAAAUUAACAUAUUUUAAAAACUCGUUUUCGGCUACCACGCUACGUCACUUCCGGGCAGUAGGGAGAGAAAAUGACAGCUGGUUUGUUUUCAUCAACAAGGAGAAUCCAAAGUACACAUUGAAGUGUCAUGUGGUGAACGUCAUCCAUGUCCCUUUUCGGGCCUGUCUAGAGCAAAUACUGCCGACUGACCAAAGAGGGACCAGCACUUUUUCUGCAGACGCCUGUCAGCCCAACCAGCCACUCUGGAGCCACCAGUACAGAAACAGAAGAGGACAGUGAGCAGUGAUAGCGGCCAAAUCAAGGGAAACGUCUGUUCGGCUGAAGGGGAGGCUGCUCAGCUGGAAGGAGCCAUGGAGCCACCAGAGGACAAGGAGGGCCGUACGUUUGUGGAGGUGAUCAGUGAAAAGUACAGUCCAGAGAACUUCCCAUACCGCAGAGGGCCUGGUAUGGGGGUGGUGGUGGUGCCCACCCAAGGUCCCCAAGGUUCCCCUAUGAAAGACCGUCUGAACCUGCCCAGUGUGCUGGUGUUGAAUUGCUGUGGGAUCAGCAGGGCAGGAGACCAGGCUGAGAUUUCUGCCUUCUGUGCUCAUGUCAUGGAGCUGGACCUCUCCCACAACAAGCUGCAGGACUGGCAUGAGAUCAGUAAAAUUGUGUCCAAUAUCCCCAAUCUGGAGUUCCUCAACCUGAGCUCCAACCCCCUGGCAGGCAUGACCCUGGAGCCGCGGUGUGCUGAAACCUUUUCUCGGGUCCGACGCCUCGUCCUCAACAACACUCAAGUGUCCUGGGACACCGUACUGCUGCUCACCAGAGAGAUACCUGAGCUGGAGGAAUUGUUCCUGUGCCUUAAUGAGUACAGUAGUGUGAGUGCCUCCAGCGUGGCCUGCCCCACCCUUCGCCUGCUUCACAUCACCGACAACAGCCUCCAGGACUGGGCCGAAGUCCGCAAGUUUGGCUCCAUGUUCCCCAGCUUGGACACUCUGGUUAUGGCCAACAACAACUUGGCUUCCAUUCAGGACAACAAGGAUAUCCUGCAAAGGCUCUUCCCCAACUUACGCAGCAUCAACCUGCACAACUCAGGUCUCAAUCAGUGGGAAGAUAUUGAAAAACUGAAUUUCUUCCCUAAACUGGAAGAAGUGCGACUGCAGGGCAUUCCUUUACUGCAGACCUACACCAACGCAGAGCGACGCAGCCUCAUGAUAGCACAGCUUCCCUCGAUAUCAAUGCUGAACGGCAGCAGUGUGACUGACAGUGAGAGAGAAGACGCAGAGAGGUUCUUCAUCCGUUACUACUUAGACUACCCAGAGGAGGAGCUGCCUUUUAGAUACCAUUCCCUAGUAACCAAGUAUGGGAAGCUGGAGCCGCUCGCUGAGAUUGAUCUUCGACCUCGAUGCCGUGCUCAGGUGGAAGUCCACUGUGAGGAGAAAGUAGAACAGCUGAACAUCCGUUUGGACCAGACGGUAGCUGAACUGAAGAAGCAGCUGACAACAGUGGUCCAGCUGUCAACAAACAGCAUGAGGCUCUACUACAUCGACAAGGGCAGCGCCUUCGGCCCAGAGGAGAUGAAGUACAACACCCGGGCCCUCCACUCCUACAGCAUCCAAGACGGUGAUGAAAUACUGGUUGUGCCCAAGACCAAGUGAACAGCGAGCGUCCAGCUGGCUGACGAGAGAGAACUGAUUAACUGGAUUAUUUGUUGAUUGGUUUACUGACAUUGCAGAAUAAUUGGAAAACACAUACGGAACAGCAGCAGCACCCCACUUUCUGGAAUGGAGAGAGAGGAAAACAGUAAAAGGUGAAGGUGAUAUGAGCACCAUCACAGAGACUGGACAGUGGGCUGCUGGGAAACUCUGGCUGGAAAUGCAGCCCGGAGAGAAUUUUGUCUUUAUUUCAGCUUUAUUUGAGGGAAACCACUGCAGUUAGUGGGCAAAUCUGUCUCACUGAAGAACAGGCUGAGGGAGCAACUGGCAGUCAGCUAGCAGCUUUAGCGGAGGGGAAGGCGCUGCUGUACCAGCAAAGCUUUGCUGCAGCUCUAUCUCUUAGCACACGGCAUGUACCAUAGCACCUGCAUAGGCAAGUAACCAACACCACUCGCUUGCCCACUUCUCGCUAAAGCCACCCUGAUUAGUAGUGGUGCAGUGCUGCCGAGUGGAGAGGGCCUCUCAUCUGCACUUUUACCUUAGGCACAAUAUCAGGAAGAGCAGCGGUUGUUCGAGGAACACUCUUGCCUAAAACACUGUUAAAUGCAGGGUUGGUGAUGAAACUUGCAUUUUUUUGUGGGUCCAUUUUGUUGCUAGGUGGUGUUAAUUCCAUAUUUCUGUGGCAAAUUGCCAAACUUAGAUGAUGAUGCGUCAUAUUCAUAUAGAACAAGAUGCUCUUUCAGAGCCAUAAUGACACUUAAACAUCAGUGUGAAAUGUUCCAAAUAAGUACAUUUUUAAUCCCCUAUAGACACGUUAAAGCUUGUGUGAUAUAGGUUUUCCACAAGAUAAUCUUUUAGUGACAUCAUCCCCUUCUCUUAUUGAAAAAUCCCAAAUUUAUGAAUAUGCAAGUAUUAUUCAUUUUCAUCUGAACAUAAGAUGUCAACUGUCCACACCCCACUUGCGUUGCUGGACUGGCUUCCACAGUAGUUAUAAAUCAUUGCUUGCACAAACAUGUUAAACUGAGAGUCAAGGUGAGAACAGAAAUGCUUCCCCUUCAGCAGAUGAAUGUGAAAAUGCUUCUCUACUGUCAGACUUUGCACAGUGAAGCUCAGACAUCCAGGGGAAGUCAUUUUGAAUGGAGGGAGACUUUAAAUACAAAGAAAAGACAUGAAGCAGGUUAAGGGAAAACUGGUUGUAGUAAAAACAAAAUUAGGCCACUUCAUGACAAAAUAGCUACGGCAGCAAAACACUCACAAACUGAUGAUAUCUAACAGAGAACAGACUCUUUAUGGGUCUGUGAGCAACUAAAAUGUGAUCUUACUGUCUUUCUUACCACAUGUAUACACAGGUUACCAUAAAGCAGCUGUUGUGUCAUGUUAUGUGCCGCCCCCUACAGGCUCCAUUGUGUCUUUGAUUGUAAAAACAAAGUGCUCUGCCACUGCAGGUGCCUCACUAGAAGAGAUUCCUUGUGAGGAAAGCAGUGACACAAACAGGCAGCAGGGUACCUAAAAGACAAUCUCAUAGGGAACAUUCUGCAUAAGAGCGACAGCAUUGUUCAUUAUAUUUGGACCACGUUGUUUCAUUUAAAACACUCUUGGGUGAACUUUUUCAUGAAAUAUGGUAGCAGCGUGGUUUUAGCCCGUUUUCGAGCAAAUGGUAGGGUAAUGUUUAUCACAUUAUUAUCAGGCAUUUAAAAUGACCGCAUUCCUUUUUACCUUUUUUUUUCUCACAGAAGUUAUCAAUGUAUAAUGUCUUUAAUUAUGUCUUUAAUGGACCUUUAAAUGCUUAAUCAGUGUACUUUCUUUACAGCUUCUUUACACAUGUUGAAGUAUAUAAUCAGUAAUUAUCCCUGAACAGAUGCUGAUCUCAGUUAAGUGCAUUUAUAUGUGUCUUUGAACUGCACACUAUUCAGUGAAAUAUCCCCUCAAGUCAUUUGACACAUGCUACUAUAUUAUACAUUUCAGUCCAUCCUACAGAGAUAGUUUCACCAAAGAUAGCUCAUUAUGUUGGUAUUAUUAUUAUUAUUAUAAUGGGGAAUAUAUGCGGUAAGUAUUGAUUUUGAUAUAGAGCAUCCGUCUUGUAUAAGAGGAGCAUUGAUGUUAGAUGUCUGGUGCUAUUGAUUUUUCCUAUAGCAAGCGGUUCAGCAGAGUAGGAGAUUCCUGACACAGUGUUACUGCUAUGGAAACAGCUCAUACAUCCAGUCACACUAUUAAAGAUUCCCAUUUAGUGGCUGUUUGGAAACAAAUGUGUGUUUGGGCUGUAGCUCCAGUUCAUCCACUGUCAAAAGAAAACUCAGCUCUUUGUUCUUGAGCCUCUUUUUACCCUCCAAAACUAUCAGUAUCUCAAGUAUGUAAAUACCACAACUUUUCCCUCCUAAGUAUAUUUUACCAGUGUUGGUUUUCUAACACUACUGCUAUACUUGAAUAAGACCACGUAUGAAGGUAUAUACAGCAGGUUAAAUGAAAAGAGUUACAGUACUGAAGCCCUUUCUACCCAUUUUACCACAGUAGUGCUGAAUAAAUGUUAGUGUAGCAUGAACCACAGCCAUAGAAACCAGCACACAAAGAGGCAGCAGUGCAGUGCUGGCACCAACAUCAAGUCUGGACUGAAGUACUGAGCUAAAGUGUCUGUGCUAAUCGAUGUGAGAUUUGUUAGCAGUGAGAACAUGUAGUGUGUAAUUGUUUGCAGAGUGAGUGAUUUAAUGGUAUGCAUGUUAUUUGUUAUGUGUUUCUGAAGAAAGUGAUCACUAUGCCUGCUUAGACUUAUGGAAUAAUACUUGAUGGAACAUUUGAAAUGUUUUACUUUCAGUGGGACGAAAUGAUUGGAAGUCUUGAUGUAACUUUAUCGUUGAAUUCUUUUAGAUUAUGAUUUUAUUAAUAUGUUAUUUAUUGUGAUUCCUGCUUACUGUCCAACUGCUAUAAUCAGAAAAUAUUGGCUAAGCCAUUUUACAGCCCUUAAAGACCCUGAAACGUAUAAUCAGAGAUUUGAAGCAUUUUCCUGUAACAUCAACAAAGAUUCACAGCUAAUAAAUCAACCAAGUUAAAUUCAGGAAAAGAAUGUUCUUAUUUUUUAUUUAUUAACGAUAUAACAGUCAAAAAUGGACAAAUCUGCUGCUUCAGGACUGUGUGGGAGUCCUUUUUAACAAAUGUGAUUGACAGUGGACUGGCAAAAUAAACAAACAAGCCCAACACGCAUUUUGAUUUCAAUUCUGAUUGGUCCAAAUCAGCUUUUUCCAACUCAGGCCCACCCACUAACGAGAAGACACAAAACAGAAAUAGUUCUAAUUCUGGCAGAAAACGUGUUCAUGUAGGAUGCACUCUUUAUAAUCAGAAGCUGAUUGUCAAAACAGCUUUUCAGGGCCUUUAAGGGAAACGUCUACUUUAACCUCCUUUAACCUUUGUUGGCCAUUUGGUCGUUUGUUUUUGCAUUUCUUGGAUUGACUGGACUGUUAACACUAAACAUCAGGUUUUGGUAUCAGUCCUGCAGAAUUAUACUGUGAGUCUUUGUAGAAUUGCCUUUUAUUCACCAUCCACCAGUUCUCCAGGGAGACGUACAACACAGACAAUAAAUCCACCAGCAGUAGCCUCAAUAGACCACAAUGCAGUACAGCCACAAGACAUGCGAUGGUUUGAGUAAGAAGUGACUCUCCUUUGGUGUUCAUUUCUCAAGUUUUUGCUGCCCGCUUUACCUUUGUGUUUUCUGCAUACUCGCAUAUAACCCAGAGAUGAAUAUUACAUGUAAAAGAAUACUUGGAAAAUAUACUCAUCUGAAUUCUGGUGGCAAGAUUGGUACCGUAGGUGUGUGUAUGCUAAAUAUGAAGCUACAACCAGCGGAUAGUUACAUUACCUCUACAUCGGGACUAGAAGCAUCUUUUUUGGCUGUGUCUAGAGGUUUAAAAUAUGCCUGCUAGCACCUCUAAAGUUCACUCAAUAACUUGUUAUAUCUUGUUUGAGUGAUCUGCACAAACAAUAAAGCAUAAAUAUGACAUGUUGGGGUUUACUGUCCAGCAACAACCUCUCAGACUGGCAUAUCAUUCUCUGUAAAACUACAGCUUUGUGUACAUACACUGUUGUGUACUGCAUGUUUUAUUCCUUCUAGAUGUAGCCAUGCUGUUUGCUUUUGUUUCAAGUGUUUGUGAUAAUCUACCUAGCUGCUUUUGACUGCUUCACCUUUAGCAUACAGACAUAAGAGUUGUAUCCAUAUUCUCACCCAAGUGUAAGAAAGCUAAUGCACAAAUAAAUAAGAUCAAGGGAGUUCUUGGAGGGUGUCAAUAUGCAAAAUCCCUGAUUGAACACCUCCUAAAAAGCAA
Messenger RNA from Amphiprion ocellaris (clown anemonefish), 5962 nucleotides. RefSeq names its product tubulin-specific chaperone cofactor E-like protein. NCBI's taxonomy places the organism in Eukaryota, Metazoa, Chordata, Actinopteri, Pomacentridae. Gene Ontology annotation, biological process: protein folding. The record is from RefSeq and is a predicted model, not a curated record. Gene Ontology annotation, molecular function: alpha-tubulin binding. The transcript has 11 exons. The coding region runs from base 366 to 1655 and encodes 429 amino acids.